Molecule: messenger RNA, 1553 nt
Organism: Rubroshorea leprosula
Lineage: Eukaryota; Viridiplantae; Streptophyta; Magnoliopsida; Malvales; Dipterocarpaceae
Source: the annotation of a GenBank genome assembly
GUUUUUUUUUUGCAAAAAAGAUUGAUUUUUUAAUUCUGUUUUGAUCAUUUCCUGUUUCAUUUGGGAGCAAUUUGUUUGUUUUCCCUGCAGGGUAUUGUGGGCUGUUUUGUUCUCAAAUUUGGGUGACUGCUCUGGGUGCGUGCGUCGACCAUAGCGAUGGUGGGGGUAGGAAAAAGUGAACCAAGUGUAUGGUAGGAGGCCAUAUACCCGACAUCAAGCUAAGGCAAGGGCUAAUGCUUUCGCUUCCACGCCGGGUGCACCUUCUUCCUCAAGCUAUUUAAGUCUAAGCAACAGCACACUUCGUUUUAGAUCAGGGAAAUCUGCAAAGUUGUCUGAAGCAACAACAAAAGCAUAUGUUAGAAAGCUUGGAGAAUCAAUCAAUGAAUCAAUUCCAACAACUGGAAACAUUCACAGUCUUGAGCAGUCAGACCAGAAUUCAAGUUCUCCUUCCACUGGAGUUGUUGGAAUUGUUCGUGCUGCAAUUGACAAUCUGUUCACGUUGGUACAUGUAGGGGAAGCUUCUCGCACAGUUGAUGGGAGUUGCAGCCAAUCUUGCAAUCUUGGCCUUACCGAAGUUGUUGGCACGUUUGCUGAUGAUGAUUGUGAAGAGGUGAGAUCUUCGGCUAUAAAUUCUGACUUGGUCUCAGUUGGAGGUUACAGAGUGAAGAAAGCAGCAGCCCCUAUGCUUGAAAGAAUUGUUGGGAAGCAUGGAGAUAUAGCUGUUGACUGCACUUUCAAGCCAGUUGUAAGUCGGGCUUUGUUCUUAGAGAAUAUCUGUGACCUUAUUGAAACAUUGCAAGCAAAAGAAUUCUAUGAUGUCAAGUGAGCUGAUAUUGAGGAAAUGCUGGUUGUUGUGGAGGAUCUUGGAAAACUUAAACUGCAAGUUGGCUGGCUUGAGAAGAGGUUGAAGGAAAUUUUGAAUUUAAAGGAGAGGUUGAAGGAAUACAUGAGAUUGAAGGAGGGCAAGACUACGCAAGUUAAAUUCAUUCAGGAAUCCAAAGAAGCACUGAAAUUGUAUGAGGAUAAGAUACUAGAACACAGUGCUAAGAUACUGAAAUACAGGGCUAAGGCACUAGAUAAACAGCUGAAGCUGGAGGCUCCAGAGGCUGAGGUGAAAAAUAUUGAAGGAAUAUUCUCGAAUUCAAUGGCAGAAGUUCCAGUCUUUACUAAAUCUCUUAUUCAGGAUCUGCUCUGAUGUCUCAGUUUGUCUCCUAUGCUUGCUUGUAAAUGAUAGGAUAUUCUAGAAUGCAGACGAUGCCACACUAGCGACUUUUCCUUCUGAAAAAUCAUAUAAUUUUGGAUGCAAUAAUGCUAUAUUUAGGAACCACAUGGAACGUGCAAUGCAGAUUCCUGGAGAGAACCGUCUUUGUGCAUGUUGUGCCUCUAAAUUAUUAGAUAGGAUUAUUAGAGUAUUUUACUAAUAUUUGUUCCUGUAGAGAAGUUUGCUUUCUAGAGCUGAAUCUGGACAGGAACUGUGUAUAUCUUUAGCUUUUAAGUCUAAAAAACAUUGAUUGUUUCUGAAUCUCUGAUUUAAGCAAGGUGGAAAAUGUUUC